GGGAACCUUACGCCUCAUAAAAUGCAGUGGAUGAAUGGAGGCGUUGUGUGGAUGUGUUCCCCAGGAAACGUGGCAGGCUAACGUUCUAACGUUGCAUUUUUACUAGAGGUGUCUGGAUAUUAGUUUGCGGGUAUUCGUCGACAUACUUCCGGUCUGAAAAACAUCGUCGCAGCCAAAGUCGGGUAGGGUUUUAAUGAGCGUGUUCAUAAUGGGUGUCGCCGUAAGAAAAAAAAUUAAUAUCAGCCGGAGCUGUUCGAGGCUGAGCUCUGGAAAACAUCUCUCGCUCUCCGACGAGAGAGAAAUUCCUGAGCAUGAGGUGUGGGGGGGGGGACCAAGCGAGGCGGUUUGUGCGGUGUUGGUUUUUAGGGCUCGCAAAUUGACCGCAGAACUCACAUUUUGCUGAGCAGCAGCGGUAAUGUUUCACCACAGCGCCCACGUGGUUCGCGUUUUAACUGCUCUCUGUGAAGGCAUGUGACCGAGUGCCGGGCGAGGCUGGGUCCAACCGAGUUUGCUCCGCUGUUCCUGCUCCUUGCAAAGCUUACAAAAUCUGGGCUCUCGGCUCAACCCGAUCCACCGGCACCGCCAUGUCCUCCUCCUCCUCUCUCCUGUGGCGCUGCUGUUGCUGCGUGCCUCCCGAGGGCACGCCAGACGAGAGGGAGCGGCUGGUCCACCGGGGCGGCUCGCUCAUCCCUGCCAACGAGCAGGCCGGCGACGGCGGCGACUCCGCCGAGCAGCCUCCACCCAACCGUGGGUCCGUGGUCUCCGCUCGCAAGGCGCGACCUCCUCCUGCUUCCGCCGAAGCACUUGACAGGCACGGCGGAGAGGAGGAUAGAGGGCGAGCGCUGACUGUGCGUGCGGUCGGGGUGCCUGACGUGGACUCCCGCGUGACGGACGCGGCGGAGACAUUCGCGAACCUGCAGGCCGAGCACAUGGGGGUCGCCCGCGCCCGGCAAGACCUCUGCAAGAGCGCGUGCUGCGGCAGUGCCGCCAGCCAGCACGGGCUUGCCGAGUGCCUCCGCAACCUGGAGCUCCGGCACGAGACGGAGCUUAAGAUGGAGCUCAAGGGCUACAACUUCUCAUUGGUGAUGAAAGACGGAGGCGUGGACAUGCCGACGAGCGUUCAGGAGGCUGCUCGACUCGUUUCCGAGUUGAGCACACGGGCGAGAGCCUUCCUGGGAAUGAGCACGCGGCUGGACGAGAUGAUGGCCGCCCUGCUGCGCACAGAGUCCACAAUCUCCAAGGAGGUUUCUGAAACCAACAGAGACUACGCGGACAACGUGCGGGCGCACGACAACAUGCAGAGGAGCCUGGCCGAGUUACGGCGGGGACGCAAGGACGUCGCUCGCUACAAGCAGGAAAUAAACAGCCUCUUGCUGCAGGUCGCUCAGAUAGCUGGGGUGAUGGAACAAGCUUCCGAAGACUAAGGAUCAGAUUUCUCACGUUGCAGAAUUGGCCAAACCACGCGUCGCCCUAAUCUUGGGUAGGUAGGAGUGGCAGAAACAACCGCGCUCACCGCGAGCACAGGAUAAGGGAGAGAAACCGAGAGAAAGGAGCGAACAGAAAGGGAGAUGAAGAAACACGGAGAAAUAAGCAGAGGAAAACAAAAAUCGGGCAUAUGGAGUCGGGGGGUCAGAGAGAAAUAGUAAAACUAGACGCACGUAAAGAGACAGAAAACGAGACAAUGAGACAGUGGGAGACGGAGGGAGAGACAUUGACAGAAAAGGCAGAGCGGAAAACAGGACUUGUUAUUAUGUGGUGGUGGGGGCGAUAAGACAGACUUGAUAAUUAAAAAAAACGAUUCAGCUUAAAUUGAUUCUGAAACAUAGACCAGAUACGUGGCAUUCAGUCCAAUAGUAAAAUGUGUUGUCCGGUGCACCCUUAAUUCUUGGUGUCGGAAACACCUUUUGGCAAAGAAAAAACAUAUUUGGCUGGCCAAUAAUAUGGAAUGAUCACAAAUGUGAUAUAUUUUGCUAUUUUAUCCUGUUAUAUUCUACGUAAUCAUAUAAUUGUAAUGCAGCUACCUUAAGAACUCCUGCACAAGCAUAAAUGAAAACAUUCUUUGAAUUUAAGUACUGAAUACCAACAUUCAGUCUCGUAAAUAGGUAUUGUUGCAAAUAAACCAUGUCAUUUUUUUCAUAACAGGUCCCUGCAGGGUGGGCUGGUAGGACAAGUCUCUGCGCUGUCUAUUUCUGAUUUUACACCCAACAGCACGAGAUUUCACUUCGUUAAAGUAUUGAAAGGGGACGGACACAUUAAUCUAUUGCAGGCUGGUACACUCAGUUUACAACUUCGUUCCUACCAGUAUUAUAUACACUUUGUAUGUUUUAUUCGAUCAUAAGCUUAAAGUUUUGCACAUAAUCAAAAAUCGGAAUUUAAAUGUACCCCACAAUUGGGUUGUGCAAAUAAGUGCGUAAGUUAUAUUUGUUAGCACUGCAUUAACCCAACAUGAAAAAAAUAUUUACUGGAAACAUAUCACGUGUCACGGCUUUUAUUUCAUGAUAAAAUAAACAUUCCAGGGUUA
Messenger RNA from Petromyzon marinus (sea lamprey), 2521 nucleotides. RefSeq lists its product as uncharacterized. NCBI's taxonomy places the organism in Eukaryota, Metazoa, Chordata, Hyperoartia, Petromyzontiformes, Petromyzontidae. The record is from RefSeq and is a predicted model, not a curated record.